AUGGUUCUAUCAUUGACUACGCGCUGGUGGCGGCCAACCUGGUCACGAAGGUUGGCAUGUCCGAGGUGGAUGAGGAGGCGCUCGCGUCGCCUCACAGGCCUGUCGUCUACCCGCCGAAGUUGCUCGAGGUGCCCAUGUGGCGCCGUGUGCCUGACGAACCGUCGCCAAUCGGAGCGGUGCCGCCAACUGGCCGUGCCAGACCGCCUCGGGACUGGGAGCGGGUCCAUGAGCUCAUCCAGAUCGCUAGCAGCCAGGCCGACUUGCAGAUUGCGUGGGACGCCGUACUAAUGGAGACGGAGAAUGAGCUGCUUGAUCGGUGGGAUGUUACGGGUAUGGAGCGUCUACGGCGGAGUGGAAGAGGAGGGGCUGUUCGCACGAAGUGGGUGGCCCGCCAGUGGGGGCCGCCUGCGGUCAGGCUGCAGCAUGGCGACACGGCGCGCGCGUGGGGCGCUGCGGCCAGGUGGGCGCAGCACCUCAUCGCGGCGCGCGGGCAGAUGCAGACAAAUAUCCAGAGGUUGCAGGCGGCAAAUGCACUCUGCGCGCUGAGCCCCGCCCAGUUUGAGGACAUAGUUUCGUUUUUCAUCGAGCUGCAGGUCUUCAACUCGGGGGACUUUGAGCCGCAGGCGCUGGCGAUUCAGGAUGCUGCCAAGAUCCGCCUGCAGCAGGACCAGAGCGUUCGGAAUGCUAAGUGGAAGGGUUGGGCGCACCGAGCGUUCAUUGGCAGUGGCACUGGCCAGGCGCAUCGAGCGACGAAGUGCAGAGCGUUGCAGGAAGUUGUAGGCGCAGCCGUGGUUGGGGAGCCGCACGUGUUGGUGGAGCGCGAGUUGACGGCCUGGAAGGUCUCAGAUGCAGGGCUCACGGCCAUUGCAGACCUAUUCAAUAGGUGCGAGGAGAAUCUCAUAUGGCCAGAUGAACGGAUCAUCAACGAGCUGGUACGGCUACCGAAAGGGGGCGGCAAUCGGCACCGACUCAUUGCGCUGGUGCAGACGUUGGUACGGCUGUGGUCCAAGGCGCGUUCCCCCCUCUCCAAAGCGUGGCUGAAGCAGGCGAGCAUCCCUGACAUCUGGGGCUGUGGCGGCCCUGGUAGAUCUUCAAGCCAUUCGGCUUUUGCUCGCAACCUGGAGGCUGAGGUGGCCAAGCUGCUGGGAGAGACGAGUGUGACGGCAAGUCUAGACGCGUACAAAUGUUUCGAUUGCGUGAACCCUCACGCC
Molecule: messenger RNA, 1211 nt
Organism: Prorocentrum cordatum
Lineage: Eukaryota; Dinophyceae; Prorocentrales; Prorocentraceae
Source: the annotation of a GenBank genome assembly